AUGAUGCAAGUACUUUCUUACCGGAACACUGCGAGUCUGCGCCGAGCGAUGGCGUCAGAUCGGCUAGAGGUGGAUCAUCGCUUGGCGGGACCAGCACGUCAGAGGCCUGUAAUCUGGCUGGUUCCUGCCCAUUGGGAGGUAUUGCCUCCGACUGACCGAGUGCCGACUCCCGCUCCGUUCCCGGAUGCCGCGCCGCGCUUCACGUCGGUGCCGAAACCUCCUCCGUCUCACCUAGGGACCGCUCCGGGCCACCUUGAACGGCUAUGA
Molecule: messenger RNA, 267 nt
Organism: Colletotrichum abscissum
Lineage: Eukaryota; Fungi; Ascomycota; Sordariomycetes; Glomerellales; Glomerellaceae
Exons: 1
Coding region: 1-267 (88 amino acids)
Source: RefSeq, a predicted model, not a curated record